AGUCAAUUCUGUCCCCUAUAUUCAAGAUAUAUAUCUUGGAUAUAAGUUUUGUGAACAUUCAAAAAAGGUUUGUUUUGUUUUGAAAACGAUUCGUGAGAAUUUUAAAAUAAAAAAUAUUUUUGUCCAACGUGAUGAUAUUGGGGAAUUAAAAAAAAUAGAUACUUCUAUUAUGGAUUUGGUGUUUUACGUUGACAAAAAAUGUUUAUUCAGUAAUGUAGAUAUUAAAAUAUUUAUAGUGCAUAAUAACAUAUCGGAUGACUCGACAAUCUUUAAUUGCGAUUCAUUUAAAUUCAAACGCUUCAAUUUAAAAGCACCGGAUCAAAAAUUCGUAUAUGAAAUGGCACCUUACAUUUCAGAAGAUUUUAAAAUUUUAUACUCUAAAAAAGAAGAACAACAAAUCAAAUAUUUGUGCCAGAUUUCUCCAAAGUUCGAGUCAUAUAUAUCUAAUGGCAAACAAUUAACCCGAGAAAAUAUGUGUGAAGUUUUAAAAUAUUUAUUAACGUUAGAAGAUUUGGAGAUUUUAAAACCAUAUAACAAUUUAAUUCAACACAACAUAUUAAUGAAUUCACAAAACCUGGAAAAAUAUGUGGAUGAUGAUGGGGAUGAUGAUGGGGAUGAUGUUUUUGAGUGGAAGUAUACUUUGGAGCUAUCAAAACAAAGAAGAAUAAAUCAAACACAAACUGCACCUUGCGUAGAUGAUGAUGUAUACAUUUGUAGCAAUGACAAACCUUGUGAUUUUUGGUCAGCUAUGGAAGAAUCAAAAUUUUAUGGCAUAGUAUUAACUGUCUCGAAAGAAAAAGUAACAUUUACAAUAAAAUCAAAACGCGAUAUCUGUGGAAUUUGUUUCGAUAGUCCUAUGUAUACCAUAGUAUUUAGUCCAUCCCGUUUCACAAUUCGUCUACAGUAUCGUGCAUUGGAGUUACUGAGUAAAGAACGAAUUGAAAUCAUCGAUCGUAUUUUUUUUCCUGCAGGUGUUGAUCCGAUAUAUGCUAUACCACAAGAGAGAUUGGUACUUUUUAAUGAAAGCAUUUACGAAAAUCCUGAACAAUUACAAGCAGUGCGCACCAUAGCAGCGGGGCCCAAAUGUAAAGUACCAUAUAUAAUAUUUGGACCACCAGGAACGGGAAAGACAACUUUAAUUGUGGAAUGUAUUCUACAACUCUAUUUACAUCGACCAAAUACUAAAAUUUUGGUUACUGCUGCAUCAAAUACCGCUUGUGAUGAAAUAGCGGUACGUUUAUGUAAAGCACUGUUCCACUAUAAUGACGAAUUUUCUAUUGUUCGCUUAUAUGCAAGAUCAUUUAAGAAAGAAACAAGCUUUCUUCUUAAAGAACAUUCUAAUUAACAUUCAAAGUACUUCUCUCCAAACAAAAAUGAUAUCAAGAAAUAUCGCAUUGUAAUAAGUACAUUAUCUGUCAUAGGAAAAAUUGAUAUUCAAGAAUCCCAAUCACCAUUAUUAGAAGAAUAUGAAACCAGUGCUUCCAUAACUCAUUUUACACAUAUUUUUAUUGACGAAUCGGCUGCUACAACA
Molecule: messenger RNA, 1531 nt
Organism: Teleopsis dalmanni
Lineage: Eukaryota; Metazoa; Arthropoda; Insecta; Diptera; Diopsidae
Exons: 6
Coding region: 170-1345 (391 amino acids)
Biological process (GO): regulatory ncRNA-mediated post-transcriptional gene silencing
Cellular component (GO): cytosol; P granule
Molecular function (GO): helicase activity
Source: RefSeq, a predicted model, not a curated record